Molecule: messenger RNA, 1853 nt
Organism: Hylaeus volcanicus
Lineage: Eukaryota; Metazoa; Arthropoda; Insecta; Hymenoptera; Colletidae
Product: putative glycerol kinase 5
Exons: 12
Coding region: 159-1685 (508 amino acids)
Biological process (GO): glycerol-3-phosphate biosynthetic process; triglyceride metabolic process; glycerol metabolic process
Cellular component (GO): mitochondrion
Molecular function (GO): glycerol kinase activity
Source: RefSeq, a predicted model, not a curated record
CGCGCGUUUUCGUGCGAUACGUCGAUCAGCGUCGCCGUUUAUUCGCGGGUGUGCAGCUUCGUGAAUUUCCGCGAUCGGCGUCGAUCGUUCCUGGCACGUGUCAAUCUCAAGUGGAACGAUUCGAAUGACAGGGGGAAUCUCGACGUUGUUCUUGAACAAUGAAGUACAUCGGAGCACUUGAUGUCGGGACCACCACUGUGCGGUUUCACAUCCUCGAUGAGCAAGCGGUCACUGUCGCCCACUCUGUCGAUAAGGUUCAGCUCCUGUAUCCCCAACCAGGCCACGUGGAGAUAGACCCAGACGAGUUAUGGAGGAUCAUAGUAAAAGUAAUCAAGACCACUAUAGAAGACAGCGGAAUAAAACCAGAAUCCAUUGUCUGCCUCGGAAUAUCCACGCAACGAGGAAGUUUCACAACGUGGAACACGAAGGAUGGGAGACACUAUCACAACUUCAUAACGUGGAAAGAUCUCCGCGCUGACGAUAUGGUGAAAGAAUGGAACUCCUCCGCGACAAUGAAAGGGCUGCGAUUAGGGUCGCAGAUUUUGUACACGCUCUCCAGGAGGAAACGAUUCCUGGCUGCGAGUGUUUUUAAAUUCAUGAACACGCAGAUGUCUCUGAGGUUAUUAUGGGCCCUGCAACACGUGGCAGGUUUACAGGAGGCAGCGAACAAUGGAAAUGCAGUUUUCGGAGGGGUUGAUUGCUGGCUUUUGUAUAAACUUACCGGGAAGCACGUGACGGACAUUUCAAGCGCAUCAGCAACCGGAAUUUACGAUCCAUUCACGAUGACCUGGUCCAAUAUAAUAAUAAACCUGCUGAAACUCCCGCAUAAUAUCUUUCCUGAAGUGGUGGACACAACUGGAGAUUUUGGGGUGACUCCAAAGGAAAUAUUCGGUGUCGAAAUCCCGAUACUUUGCUCGAUGGCAGAUCAGUGCGCGUCGCUGUUUGGUUCAGGAUGCACGGAGCCAGGAGAUUUGAAGAUUACCAUGGGGACAGGGACAUUUUUGAAUGUUAACACGGGAACAAAGGCGCACGCUUCUAUCACAGGUUUAUAUCCUGUAAUCGGAUGGAGAAUUCGCGAUGAACUGGCGUACGUAGUAGAGGGUGCAUCGAACGACACUGGAGUCCUCGUGGAAUGGGCCAAAAAGAUUGGCAUCAUUACCGAUCCUUCUGAGACUUCGAGCAUAGCAAGCGCCUUGAACGAUUCCGAUGGAGUAUACUUUGUGCCAGCCUUCAGUGGACUGCAAGCUCCUAUCAAUGAUUACUCUGCAGCUACUGGGUUCGUCGGGAUAAAACUCACGACAGAGAAGGGUCACAUCGUUCGGUCCUUGCUGGAAAGUAUCGUCUACAGGAUAUUGCUCCUUUACGAGUCCCUCUGCGAUGAAACUUGUUUCACGUAUCGCAAAAUACGAGUCGAUGGCGGAGUGUCCACGAAUGAUUUUGUACUACAAUUCCUAGCAGAUCUUACAGGUCUCGAUGUGGAGCGCGCAACCAGCAUGGAAAUGUCUAUUUUAGGAGUGACUUUUCUCGCUGGUUUACAAUGCGGUGUUUGGAAAGACAGAGAGGAGGUCCUCAAACUCCGUAAAGUCGAAACGAUAUUCAAAUCAAACGAGGAGAAUCGACAGCGAUACCAGCCAAUAAUCGCUGAAUGGAAACGAGCCGUCGAACGGCUCAGUCAGUGGUACUAAGAACCAACCGCACCAAAAUGUACCAGUCAGGACAUAAUUUGCCAGCUAAACAGAACACGUAUAAAUACCAUUGUGCCAUAGUUAAGCCUCGUUAAUAAUGUUUGUCACUUUUAUACGUCGCGCAUUCCGUAACCACUGUAAAUAAAGAUAAUUGACUUUUAAGAAAGA